Messenger RNA from Aphanomyces astaci, 392 nucleotides. RefSeq lists its product as hypothetical. The transcript has a single exon. The record is from RefSeq and is a predicted model, not a curated record. Lineage: Eukaryota; Oomycota; Saprolegniomycetes; Saprolegniales; Verrucalvaceae. The coding region runs from base 11 to 271 and encodes 86 amino acids.
GUGAACUUGCAUGUUCCAUGUCACGGCAAAUAAACACACAACUCGCCGUUGGAGGCCAUUGUUCAAUUUGAUCGCCCUCAAACACACACACAUCACCAUGGCCAAAGGAAACGCGAUCAAAGAAGUCGCCACAGCCGUUGUGCUUGCCCUGGGCGCUGGCUCGAUCUGGAAAUCGUACGCGACAUCGGAACUCAAGUCGUUUGACGAGUACUACAAGGAGUUGAAGAUCAAGACCGACUCCAAGGCCACCGCCGCCGCCGACGACGAGUAAACCACCCGGUGGGCACGCGCGAUGAUGUAGCCGUCGAAUGUGGCCAUCCCAAUUAGUAUCAUAUAUAGGUUAAUAUAGUUCCAUGCGUAAGUCCAUCAAGCGAACAAGUUGAUCGAAACAA